Molecule: messenger RNA, 2752 nt
Organism: Cyprinus carpio (common carp)
Lineage: Eukaryota; Metazoa; Chordata; Actinopteri; Cypriniformes; Cyprinidae
Product: polypeptide N-acetylgalactosaminyltransferase 18-like
Exons: 11
Coding region: 279-2102 (607 amino acids)
Cellular component (GO): Golgi apparatus
Source: RefSeq, a predicted model, not a curated record
GCAGCGUGCGUCCCUCUGCCUCUAUGACGCCGUCAAGCAAGCAGCGCGCGAGCUGCAGAGCUGUAAACCCGCUGUCAAACAGUGCUGACAAGCACGAGAGAGAUCUGCACAGAUUCGAACAGCUGCAGCUCCCUGUCACAUAAGUUGUGCUGGAGACUCAAAGCCGAAACGUUACACGGGAGAUCAUUCCGCCCGGCUGUAUGAGAGCAGAACCGCCGCCAAACUCGUAGAGGAUUUGUGCCUGUUUCUGCGCGCGCUGCACACGUGGAAAUGUUGCGAUGGCAUGCACGAGGAGAACCAAAACUUUGGUGUCCACGUGCGUGAUUUUAAGCGGCAUGACCAAUAUUUUGUGUCUGCUCUACGUCGGAUGGAUCACCAAUUAUGUGUCUAAUAACGGCAACGUCAAAGUUGCAGGGAGGACGCGCGAGAAAAAGUUUGAUGAUGACAACAGAGGAGAAACGCUGAAGAUUAUAGAGAGACUGGACAGGCUGGAGAGUGUUGUUAACCAGCACAUCCAAGAGAAACCAUUGAAAGAUGGGGACGACACAGCUGACCAGUCCCUCUCAGACUCUCUUUUUGCACACUGGGGUCAUGACCUCGGCCCAGAGAGCCGCAAGGUGGCCCUGAAGAAGUUCCAGUACUACGGUUACAACAGCUACCUCAGCGACAGACUCUCUCUAGACAGAGCCAUCCCAGACCUCAGGCCCGACGGGUGCAGAAAUAUCUCGUACCCCUCCAGUCUACCACAAGUCAGCAUCAUCUUCAUCUUUGUGAAUGAGGCGCUGUCGGUCAUCCUGCGUUCCGUUCAUUCAGUGAUCCACUGGACGCCCUCCCACUUGCUCAAGGAGAUUAUCCUUGUGGAUGACAACAGCAACAAUGGUGGGGACUUGAUUUUGCACCAGCGCUGCUUGCACCAGCAGCGUCCCAACUUCAUUAAAGUGGUUCGGCAUGACAGGCAGGAGGGUUUGAUUCGCUCUCGGGUCAGCGGCUGGAGAGCUGCGACCGCUCCUGUCGUGGCCCUGUUCGAUGCCCAUGUGGAGUUCAGCGUUGGAUGGUCAGCUGAACCAAUCCUGCACAGAAUCAAAGAGGACAGAACCCGGGUCGUCUCGCCAUCAUUCGACAACAUCAAAUACGACACAUUUGAGAUCGAAGAGUAUCCCCUCUCAGCUCAAGGGUUCGACUGGGAACUUUGGUGCCGCUAUCUAAACCCUCCCAAAUCCUGGUGGACGCAGAAGAAUCAAACUGCUCCAAUCAGGAGCCCCGCUCUGAUCGGUUGCUUUGUAGUUGACCGGGAGUAUUUUAGGGAGAUUGGUCUGCUGGAUGAAGGCAUGGAAGUGUAUGGAGGGGAAAACGUGGAGCUGGGGAUCAGGGUAUGGCUGUGCGGUGGAAGCGUGGAGGUCAUGCCCUGUUCCAGAAUAGCUCAUAUUGAGCGCGCACACAAGCCCUACACAGAGGACCUGGCAAACCACGUCCGCAGGAACGCUCUGAGAGUGGCUGAGGUGUGGAUGGACGAGUUCAAGAGCCACGUUUAUAUGGCCUGGAAUGUUCCACAACAGGACUCAGGGAUCGAUAUUGGUGAUAUCAGAGAAAGAAAAGCUCUCAGAGAGAGACUCCGCUGCAAACCCUUUAGCUGGUUCCUGAAGAAUAUUUAUUCUGAGAUGAGAACCUACACAGAGACCAUCGCUUAUGGUGUGCUCAGGAACAGCCUGAGGCCGGAUCUUUGUGUGGAUCAAGGUCCCCACUCUGACAACAUUCCCAUCCUGUACAUCUGCCACGGCCUGACACCUCAGAAUGUGUACUACACAAGCUCUCAGCAGCUGCAUGUCGGAGGCUUGAGUCCGACCAUCGACGACGACGACAACAAGUGCCUGGUGGACGUGAACGGCCGACCGCGACUGCUGGAAUGCAGCUACGCCAGCAACAAGCACAUGAAACUCUCCUGGCUCUUUACUCAGGGAGGCUCCAUUGAGAAUAGGAAGUCAAAGCAUUGUUUGGAAUUGGUGGAAAGUACGCAAGUGGAUCAUGGAUAUCAGCUCGCCCUUCAACAGUGCAGCAGUCAAAAAUGGACAAUUACCAACAUAUUGCCUGGGAAUGUUCUAUAGGCAUGAUGUCUUAUGGGACGUAUCACUGGAUAUGUAGUGGACUGAGUUACAGUGUCCCUUACACACAUUGUUGUGUCAUCAACUGAAGGGAAGAGUGCUGUUCUCUUGUUAUUUAACACUGUAAACAUCAUUAUGUCUUGUGUCGGACCUCAAAGAACACAUGGAACAAGUGUCAAACAUUUAACUUUGGCCAAAAGAGAUGGUUGGUUUAGAGACACUGGUGCUUAAAGGGAAAGUUCACCCAAAAAUGAAAAUUCUGUCAUUAUUUACUCACCUUUUCAUUUUUUCAGUGAACUGUCUCUUUAAAUGUUCUGCUGUAUGAUUGGCUAUUGUGUAUUUAAGCAUUUAUUAGUUUUGCUACUGUGUAGCACAAAUUUUAAAUGUUUUUUUUUUCCCUCAGGUUUGUGAAUGAUGAUUGUGAUUAUUUGAUGUGGACAAAAAUAUUUUAUAAAUAUAAAUAGUAUUUCUAAAAAAAUAAUAAAGACUUCUUAUAACGCAUCAUCUGAAACAAGCUGGUUUAGUGCCCCAAAACACAAGUCUAACCAGCUUGGAGGCCAUCUGAAGCCGGUUGAAACAGGGAUUUCAUCAAAGUAUGGAAAUGAAUAAAUGUUGUGGUAUAAAAAAAUAAAGUUCUAGCAGAAAUCUCUAUU